Molecule: messenger RNA, 1521 nt
Organism: Diversispora eburnea
Lineage: Eukaryota; Fungi; Glomeromycota; Glomeromycetes; Diversisporales; Diversisporaceae
Source: the annotation of a GenBank genome assembly
AUGAAAAUAUUAUCUGGAAGUAAUAACGUGCUAUCAAACUUUAGGAAAUCAAGAUAUAAAUUAUCAUCAAAAGCAAGGCAAUUAAAUUUAUUAUCCAUUACUGAGGCCAAUAAACUCUUAAGAGAAAAAAAAUUAUUACCAACAACGUUAGUUCAAGAUUGUUUAUCACGUUUAAAGAAAUAUAAUGCUCAAGUGAAUGCGUUUAUAGAGGUACAAAAGGAAGAAGUGAUAUUGCAAAAAGCAAGAGAAGCAGAAAAUAGAAUUAAUGAAGGAAUAAAUAAUAAGUCAUUAGAUGGAAUACCUAUAGCAUAUAAAGAUAAUUUUUGUACUCAAGAUUUAACCACUACUUGUGGAUCAAACAUGUUAAGAAAUUUCACAUCACCAUUUAAUGCUACAGUUGUGGAAUUACUUCGAGAUGCUGGAUCCAUAAUUAUUGGAAAAACGAAUAUGGAUGAAUAUGGAAUGGGUGCAUUUGGACCAGUAUAUAAUCCACAUAAGAUAAUAUCAGAUCAAGAAUCAAAUAUUGAUAAAUAUGAAAAACGUGUUGCUGGUGGAAGUUCUGGUGGAAGUGCUGCUGCAGUGGCAUCCGGAAUGUGUUUUGCGGCACUUGGAUCGGAUACUGGAGGAUCAGUUCGUCUUCCUGCUUCAUAUUGUGGUGUAAUAGGAUUUAAACCUUCCUAUGGUUUAUGUUCUAGAUGGGGUUUAAUUGCUUAUGCCAAUUCCUUUGACACUGAUUCAACUUCACUUUCUCCAAAAUUACGUGCAUUUAAUUCUUUAAUAUCUCGUAAUUCCCCAUUAAAUAAGAAUAAUCCUUUAGAUCUUGGUGGAUUACGUGUUGGUGUACCCAAAGAAUAUAUGGUUUCAGAAUUAAGUGAACCAAUUAUAAAAUUAUGGAGAAAAGGGAUUUCAUUUCUUAAAUCUCAAGGAGCAAAAAUAAUUUCGGUAUCAUGUCAAAAUACAAAAUAUGCAUUAUCCACUUAUUAUAUUUUAGCACCAGCUGAAGCUUCAUCAAAUUUAGCACGUUAUGAUGGAGUUCGAUAUGGAUAUCAAAGUGAAAAGGAUUCAUCUCAAUUAAUUAAUGAUAAUGAUAAUGAUAAUGAAGAUACUGGAUUACUUUAUGCAAAUACACGUGAUGAAGGGUUUGGUAUAGAGGUUAAAAGAAGAAUAAUGCUAGGAACCUUCACAUUAACUACUGGGUCAUAUGAAAAUUAUUAUCUUCGAGCUCAAAAAAUUCGUAAAUUAAUUCAAUUAGAUUUUAAUAAAGUAUUUCAAGGAGUAGAUGUUUUAAUUACACCUGUAACAAUUUCUAUUUCACCAAAAAUUUCUGAUUAUAACAAUGAUAAUUUUUUGAAUUUUUAUGUAAAUGAUAUAUUUACUAUUCCUGCAAAUUUAGUGGGAAUUCCAGCAAUUAGUAUUCCUUUUGGAAAAUUACAUGAUUAUCCUAUUGGAUUACAAUUAAUGUCACAAUAUGGUGAUGAUUUGACUUUAUUCAAAGUAGCAAAAAUAUUAGAACAAAUGUAA